Molecule: messenger RNA, 1333 nt
Organism: Dermacentor albipictus
Lineage: Eukaryota; Metazoa; Arthropoda; Arachnida; Ixodida; Ixodidae
Source: RefSeq, a predicted model, not a curated record
GUUACUGCGAGGGAGAACGCGCCGCUUCUAUUCUUGUGACCAAACCCAGUGUCCAUGGGGGUACAUCGGCGUCUUGUGUUGUUAAAAAAAAGAUUACUGCUGAUGAAGAUGAGGGACCUAGAAGAAAAGAAGAAAAGAAAGAGGAAAUUCUGGGUGCACCCCAUCUGGCAAGUCAGAAAGGAGGAGGGUGAAUACCACACCGCGUUUCCAGUCAUGAAGACAGAUGAAGACAUGUUCUUCCGAUACUAUCGGAUGAGUCCGAAGCAAUUUGACGAACUGCACAGCAUUGUCCGCAGGGACUUGAGGAGGAAUUUUGUUUGCCGGGAGCCUCUUUGCUCUGAAGAGAGACUUGCUAUAACCCUCAGGUACCUAUCCUCGGGAAUGGCAAUCAAGCAGAUAGCACUCGCAUUUCGAGUUGCGCCAGCAACAUGUCGGCUUGUGAUUCACAAUGCCUGCAGAGUGAUCUGGAAGCACUUGGAGCCGCUCUACCUGCCUGAGCCAGGGCCUGUGCAAUGGGAGGAAUCUGCACAAGAAUUCAGCAGGCGUUGGAACUUUCCUCAUUGUGUAGGAGCAGUAGACGGAAAGCACGUCCAGAUUAUUGCACCACCAAAUUCUGGAAGCAGCUAUUUCAACUAUAAGGGGACGUUCUCCAUUGUUUUGAUGGCCAUCGUGGAUGCAAAGUACAAGUUCAUGAUGGUAGAUGUCGGUGCACCAGGCCGACACAGUGACGGCGGAGUCUUCAAAUCGUGCACAUUUGGAAAAAAGCUAAACGAUGGCGUCGUGGCCCUACCAGCAGCAGCACGCCUUCCAAAAAGCCAGAAGGUUGCGCCACAUGUUUUCGUCGGGGACGAAGCAUUCCAAUUGAGGACAGAUUUUUUGCGUCCAUUCCCGGGCAAAGGCAUGCUGCCAAUCCAGAGGGUAUUCAACUACCGGCUGAGCAGAGCAAGGCGCAUCGUGGAAAAUGCCUUUGGCAUUUUGACAGCUCGUUGGAGAAUCUUGCUGGGGCCCAUGAACCUUCUACCUAAAAAUGCAACCUUUGCUGUCCUGGCUUGCUGCGCUCUCCAUAACUUCAUCUCUUCUGCCCGGGAAACAACCUACUGUCCACCAGGCUAUGUGGAUUCCGAGGAUGAUUAUGGGAAUAUCGUCCCAGGCCAGUGGAGAAGUGAUGCUGUGUCAAGUAGCCUGCUUGACCUUGAAACAACGCAGUCUAGGAACUACAGAGCAAGUGCUGCUGACACAAGGAAUCUUUUCGCCCAGUACUUUUUUAAUGAAGGUGCCAUUGCAUGGCAGUGGGCUCACACUGGACUUACAGUGCCACAGAAUCCAUAGUGGA